Messenger RNA from Numida meleagris (helmeted guineafowl), 959 nucleotides. Its product is annotated as breast cancer anti-estrogen resistance protein 1-like. The record is from RefSeq and is a predicted model, not a curated record. The coding region runs from base 39 to 959 and encodes 306 amino acids. Lineage: Eukaryota; Metazoa; Chordata; Aves; Galliformes; Numididae. Gene Ontology annotation, biological process: cell surface receptor protein tyrosine kinase signaling pathway; cell migration. Gene Ontology annotation, cellular component: cytoplasm; plasma membrane; focal adhesion. The transcript has 3 exons.
UAGAGGUGGAACAGGUGCUGCUGGACUUGGACUCUGCCAUGGAGAUGCUGGCCAAGCUCCAGCUCGGCGUCGGCAGCGCCGUCUCCUGCCUCAUGUCCUUCAUCAGCAGCAACUGGCGCAGCCCCGAGCACAUGGAGGCCAACGCUGCCAGCAUCCACGGGGCGGCCGAGGGCGUGCAGACGGCCCUGCGGGAGCUGCUGGAGUUCGCCCGGGGGGCGGUGGGCAACGCCGCCCAGGCCUCGGACCGCUCGCUCUACGCCAAGCUCAGCAAGCAGCUGCAGAAGAUGGAGGAGGUCUACCAGGCCCUGGGGCGGCACAGCCAAGCGCUGGAUGCGUGCCACUGGGCCCCUAACGCCUUGGUGGCCGGCAAGCCGGGCACGGAUGACUUGGAGCUCUUCGUCAUGUACUCGCGCGGCGUGCCCGAUGACACCAAGCAGCUGGCCUCCUUCCUGCAUGGCAACGCUUCUCUCCUCUUCAAACGGACAAAGCCGGCGCCCGAGGGCAACGGCCACGGGCCCGCGCACCCCUCUGACAAGGCCAGCAGCAUCCAGUCGCGGCCCCUGCCCUCCCCACCCAAGCUGCUGGCACAGGAAUCGCCCGAGGGCCCCUACGAGAACCAUGAGAGCGGCUGGAUGGAGGACUACGACUACGUGCACCUCCAGGGCAAGGAGGAAUUUGAGAAGACGCAGAAGGAGCUUCUGGAGAAAGGCAACAUCAUUCGGCAGAGCAAGGACCAGCUGGAGCACCAGCAGGUAAUGGGGCUGGGGGGUGGGCACAGCUCAGCAGGGACCCCAGGCUGGGGAGGGCAGCGGGGUUGGGCUCCUGGGCGGGCGAUGGCCGUGGUGCCAGGUGCCGGCCCCACACGGUGCCGCGCUAUCUCUGGAGGUCACGGCACAAGGCCAGCGUGGGGCCGCGGCCAUAAGAAGCGGCGUGCCCCGUGCCCCGCCUGUCCCCUGUGA